This is a messenger RNA of Cyclopterus lumpus (lumpfish), 1895 nucleotides long. RefSeq names its product major facilitator superfamily domain containing 2a-like 2 (gene mfsd2al2). The transcript has 14 exons. Bases 1 to 1797 code for a protein of 598 amino acids. Gene Ontology annotation, molecular function: symporter activity. Gene Ontology annotation, cellular component: membrane. Lineage: Eukaryota; Metazoa; Chordata; Actinopteri; Perciformes; Cyclopteridae. Gene Ontology annotation, biological process: carbohydrate transport. The record is from RefSeq and is a predicted model, not a curated record.
AUGGAAACUCUGUCAGCGAAGGGGUCGGGGGGGAUUCCUCUGGCCAGGAAGGUGUGUUAUGCUGUGGGUGAGGUCCCGUAUCAGAUUACGACGGCAGCUUUAAAUGUUUCUCUGCAGAUCUUUCUUCUGGAUGUUGUGCAGAUGGAGGCCUCUUACGUCUCCAUGAUUCUGUUCGUGAGUCGGGCCUGGGAUGCCGUGACCGAUCCUCUGGUUGGAUAUCUGGUGAGCUGCAGUAACUGGACACCCGUCGGAAAACUCACGCCAUGGCUGAUUCUCUCCACUCCGUUUGGCGUCCUGUUCUAUCUGCUGCUGUGGUUCGUGCCACAAGGUUCAACGUCUCAGGGCCUCAGCGUGCUGUGGUUCCUCACAGCGGCCUGUCUGUUCGAGACCCUCAUGAGUUGCUACAACGUCCCCUACCUCUCGCUCGGCAUGUUCCUCGGGGGAGAUCACACAGACAGAGACUCUGCCACGGCCUACAGAAUGAGUGUGAAGAUGGCGGCCACGCUGUUGGCUUCUGUAAUGCAGGGUCAAGUUAUAGCUGUGUACAACACAGAAAAGCAAGAGAGCUGUGAACAUCUGGGCCAGGCUCAUGAGACACAAAAGGCUUUCCUGACCUCAGCUCUGAUCAUGGGUGCCUUGUUUUUCAUCUGCAGCCUGAUUCUCUUCCUUGGGGUGAAGGAGCAGCGGGCUCCUCUCUGCUCUGGUGACCCAGUACGACCGUCCUAUUUGGCCUCGCUGAAGAUGCUGAUGCGUCACAUUCCUUUCCAACGACUGGUGCUCGGCUUUGUGUUCACUGCGCUUGCUUUUCAGAUGUCCUUGGGUAAUUUUGCCCUUUUUUGCAGCCAUGUAGCUGAGCUGGGAGCCCAGUUCCAGCACCUCCUACUGGUUCUGCUGGUUUCUGCCUCGGUAGCAGUUCCUCUGUGGCAAACAGUUCUUCUGAGAAUAGGAAAAAAGGCCACAGCUUACAUCGGUCUAUCACUCUUCAUCCCAGCAGUUAUUAUAGUUGCCUGUGUUCCCAGUAACCUGCCAGUCUUCAUGAUUAUGUGCGUUCCGAUGGGAUUCAGCGUGGCAACCAUGUUCUUGCUACCUUGGUCUAUGCUCCCAGAUGUGGUGGAUGACUUUGCUGCAAGACACCCCUCCUGCAGAGACCUGGAGCCCAUGUUUUUCUCUUGUUAUGCCUUCUGCAGCAAGCUGGCGGGCGGCCUGUCCGUAGGCAUCUCAACCAUGACAUUACAAUUUGUGGGCUACAGAGCAGGUGCCUGUAACCAUGGCGACGGAGUGGUGACGGCUCUGAUUGUGCUGUUCUCGCCAGUUCCCAUCGCACUUUUGCUGAUAGGGCUGGUCUUUUUUCGCUCCUACCCAAUCAAUGAGAGGCGAUGUUUGCAGCAUCAGGAACAACUGACCCCAAUUCACCCAGAAGCCACAUCAUCAUCAGCAUCGGACCCAAGAGAAAACGCAGAGCAGCCAUCAGUUCUGCAGCCCCAUAGAGCGACUUCACACAAUAACACGAAGACAAACAUGUUGUACAAGUCAAAUUCCUCAACCGGACGUUACAAUCAUGAUCAAAUAUGCUCAGUCGCGUCAUGUGUCAAUUCGGAUGUAUCAAAGAGGUCCGUUGGAGAAUACAGCGGGACGGAUUCGGUUGUCCAGUCCAGUGUAAAUCCUCAGUGUCAUAAGCAGAGACUCGGCUCACUCCAGCACUCGGGAGAAGAUGCAUUGGGGAGAAAUGCUCCUGAGAAUGAACCCGGGAAUUCCUCCAGCGGGUCACAUGUGAGAUCCAAAAUGACAUGGGUAUAGUCAGAUACCAUAGCCUCAUGUUCAGCGUACAGACAUGUUAUAUUGAUGGCAUGACGACGACUCCUUUUAUUCCCACAUAUUUUUGUUAAAUCCGCUGG